This is a messenger RNA of Cooperia oncophora, 1071 nucleotides long. NCBI's taxonomy places the organism in Eukaryota, Metazoa, Nematoda, Chromadorea, Rhabditida, Trichostrongylidae. The record is from the annotation of a GenBank genome assembly.
AUGUACACGGUAUCGCGAGUGACGCCAUACGAGUGGAACUUGAACUUCUCGUGUUGCACGGCUCAUCAGCCUCAUCCUGGUGCCGCCUUUGUGAAUUCACCUGUGGAACUUUCCAAUAACUACAGCUUUUGGAACACAUUAUGGUACGUGACAAGCACCAUGCUGAAGGGAGGAUGCGAUUUUGGUCCCCGAGCCGUGUCAACCAGACUUCUGGGAGGAACAUGGUGGGUGUUCACGCUAGUGAUCAUCAGCGCUUACACUGCGAAUCUUGCUGCGGUCCUCACGGUCUCGCGACCAUUCAUUCCGAUAAAGAACCUCGAUGAUCUAGCCAACCAGACGGCAAUUUCUUACGGAACCAUCAAAGGAGGCAGUACCAUGCAAUUUUUCCAGGCAAUUCUGAGGACUGAUGAUGAUGUACGCUGUUUCCAGGAGUCUAAGAUAAGUUCGCAUGCCAAGAUGUGGGAGUACAUGAAAAAUCGUGAUGUGUUUGUCAAGGAUAACAGGGAAGGAGUUGAAAGAGUUGUGAGGAAUAACUUUGCCUAUUUGAUGGAGUCAACAUCGCUUGAAUUCGAAGUUUCACAAAACUGCAACCUCACUCAAAUCGGUGGUGUGCUGGGCUCCAAAGGAUACGGAAUAGCUUUGCAAAAAAAAUCUGAAUGGACGGACCGGAUAUCUCGUCAGAUUCUUCUUUAUCAGAAGCGAGGCAUUAUCGAAAUGAAGAAGUCGAAAUGGUGGAGAAGCAAAGGAGCCACAUGCACUGGGACAAGUUCAGCCGUUAAACAACAGAGAUUCUCCCUAAGUCUACAUAAUGUCGCAGGACUUUUCAUUAUACUUGGAGCAGGGCUCCUUUUCGGCAUCUUGACAGUUAUAGUGGAGCUGUUUAUCAGGUGCAGGCAGAUGGCGAAAAAGGAAAAUAUCUCCAUCUGGACAGAACUCAUCAGCGAACUCCGUUUCGCACUCAAUCUCAAUAUUAUUGAGGAUCACCGUUCGAGAAAGAAGAGUGGGAAGUUGAAUGGCGUCCCUUCAAACGAUCUCUCACAACAAAAGGAGCUUACUUUUGCGGCAAAUUAA